CCACUUAUUUCACAUUUUAAAAGCUUUCGAUAAUAUGACACUCAUUCAACUAGAUUUAUGUGUCCAAUAUAAAGUAACGCAACAUUUUCCAGGGACCGUUCGUUUGUCAUUAUUGCUUUUUCAACAGCAAUGUCAAUUAAUCUUGUAUACGACUGUACAUGUAUUAUUUGUUUUAGUUACUAUAAAUUUUAAAAAGGGAUGUAGCCUAUAAUUCGUGGCAGUCUGAUAUCUCUUAAUUUCAGUUUUGUGACAUUUGGCACCUGACUUUUCUAUGGAUAUAAAAUGCUUUUCGCCUUAUUGAUCCAGCAUUGUGGUCGUCAAACGUAGGCGGACUAAGAAGGAACAGUGAUAAGUUUCCCCUUUGACAUCUGCUGAUAUAGAUAAAAGCCGUCAGUUUUGGUCAGCUUGAUUCGCUGCUCUCUUAACGUAAGUUACAUCAAAAGCGUUGCGCCGCGCUCAGCCGUUCCGUUUGUUCGCAGGGGUCCAGGAGCGCAUUCACAGACGCAACAUCCGUAAUAUUUUCAGUGUCGCCUGCGGCAUCGUGCGCGUGGCUACGCUAACUACGUAGCGCUCGGCAUAAUAAUGGCGUCCGUGCGGUAGAUGCGCCCCGGUUCGUGAAAAAUGAAGCGGAGGAGAAGUUGUUCUUGUUAAGCACGAGCGGAGGGGGGGAAGGCGGUCGUCUUUCAGCGGGUUUCGGCGUCGAAAGCGACAUCUUUUCCGGAAGGUUUUCCUUUAACUUAAAGUCCCUGGGACCCCCGACAGGAUGAAGCUGAAAUCCAACCAGACGCGGACAUACGACGGGGACGGCUACAAGAAGAGGGCCGCCUGUCUGUGUUUCAGGAGCGAGAGCGAGGAGGAGGUGCUACUGGUCAGUAGCAGUCGACACCCUGACAAAUGGAUCGUUCCUGGCGGAGGGAUGGAGCCAGACGAAGAACCAGGAGUCGCCGCGGUCCGGGAAGUGUGUGAAGAGGCCGGCGUCAAGGGAACCCUGGGCCGCUUGGUGGGGGUGUUCGAGAACAGGGACCGCAAACACAGGACAUACGUCUACGUCCUCGUCGUGACAGAGGUCCUGGAUGACUGGGAGGACUCGGUCAACAUUGGCAGGAAGCGGGAGUGGUUCCGGACGGGUGACGCCCAGCGCCUGCUGCAGUGCCACAAGCCUGUACAGGCUUCUUACUUUGAAGCUCUGCAGCAGGGUUGCCUCACAGGCAAUGGGACGCCCCUGGUGGCCACACUGGGCGGUGACCUGUCAGCGGCCUACAGCAUCAGCCAGAGCUCCGUGUCGGGCAUCAGAUAACGGGCCGGGCGGCCUCCGCCCCCGCUCCUCCCAUCACUCCUGCUCCUCCCGUCACUCCCGCUCCUCCCGUCACCCCCGCUCCUGCUGCUCCGACCCCCUUUUCUAUGUCGGCACCUUGGCGAGAGGACCGGCUCGCCGGCCUGCAGUGUGGAGCGGAGAGCGUACGACACUUUGUAAAUGUACCUCCUUCUUUUUAUCGAUAACUGCAUGCCUUCCUCCCCGCCCCAGCGUACGGCUAACUGAAUGCUCACCCUUUUUACUGUCGUGAUGUAAAGUUCUGGUAAUGUAGCUCGUGCUUACGGUGCGCCUCCGGGUGCCUUUUUAAAUGUCCUUUUGACCCGCCCUGGACCUGGACCUGGACCUGGACCUGGUGGGAGGUGUUUUGAUAUCUGCCUGGAUGGAUGUAUGACUCAUUCUGUGUGAGCGCUGGUAUUUAUUUGUUUUACUGUUUGGGUGGUUUGAUCUGAAAGAAUGAAAUGGUCUUGUAUAAAUUCUUUUUUAUUUAUUUAUUCCCUUCUUCCCCGCACCCAAAAUUUUGCGCUGGGCUGGGCUGAGCUGGGCUGAGCUGGGCUGAGCUGGGCUGAGCUGGGCUGGGCUGGGCUGAGCUGGGCUGGGCUUCUCCAUGACCCCAAUCAGGUGGCACGGUCUUAGGCCUCCCAGGUCCUCUGCUUUUGUGCGGGUUUGUGCUCCAACCACCAAACGUCUCCACAUGAAGCAGCGCCCUGAGGGAAGUUGGUGCGGAGAGUUCACGAGGUUACUGGCCACUUUAGUGACGGAGCACUCCACGUGGGCUGGAAGCAGUCCUGCAAACAGCUCUUUGGUGCUCAAGUGCUGGGGGGCAGUUGCUUUAGACACAGACUUACACUGGGGAGCAGUGGUGUGCCCCCACCUCUGGAGGGCCUGCAGCCUGAGCUCCAUCACAGCUGGACUGUCCCAAACAUGGGGGUCCUCUCUCUGGCGGUGGGUGGGGGUGCACCUGUAUGAUUUAGAUGCCGAUGUCUUUUUAAGGUGAACUGAAAUCCCUGUGCCAUCGCAUUUCUGCGCCCAUGCGGUCGACUCCCAUGUGGUACCUUCCAUUUUGCGGCCCACUAAUGCCAUCAACAGCCGUCGUUCACAGAUGGAGGGCUAUCCACGUGUGACCCCCCCUGCCGUGACCCUUCUGUGUUUGACAUUUUGACCUUUAAUCCGUACUCAGCCGCAGCUCUGCACCAACCUCUGACACUGGACUCUUAAAUAUUCCAGCUCAUUUUUGAUGUGUCUCUCUCGUUGGAUCGACGAGGUAGAUCCCUACCAAGCUCUGCCAUAGUGUGGUCCCAGCUCAGCAUCAUAAUCCAUCCGUGUCUAAAGCCCGCCCGUCUCCAUGGGGACGGGUGUCAGUGACACCUCUGUGUGUCAGCAUAUAGAGGGAUGUGUGUAGCGUGUUUAAAGCGGAUUCCUGAGGGAACGACAUGCCGCUGGAUUCUGGGGACGUUUGUUGGAGCAGCUCCCUCCCACACACCUUCUGUAGGAAUGUGCUGGGAUCCCGGGCCUGAAAACAGCAUUUAAGAUGCUCUCCGGGGCAGGGUGGCGAACUGAAUGUGCAUUAGCAGAAUGAAACGGUACCAUCUGGUGGCGACCAGUGGCAACAGCACUUGCGGCUGCUUGUUCAGGUUAUCAUCUGCUGUGCCAACAGUCCCGAUGGAGGCAGGGCGUUGUUGUUGUUCCUACAUGCUCCAGCUCAACCAGUGAGCAGGCUACUUCUUGUAUGUCAGCCAGUCAUUUUAGGCGAACCACACUCUGCCUGGCCAAGCAGCACUCCCGUAUACCACCUGAAGGGGGUGCUGUGGCUGAGGUUGACCAGAGGUGGGUCGAUGUAUUGGAUUUUAGAUGAGACCCAGGCCUGAAGAUUAGCUCAGCAGCCAGCUGUAAUCCCCACAAGAUUUUUCUUGACUUCCUGUGACACUGGGCCUUGUUUCCUGAGCCUUCAAACUAUCUGUACAUAAACCCACUAUUUGCUCAGGUUUAUUUUAAUCAGUCAAUGCCAUUGAAUUUAUAUUGAGAAGCACAAGCCACUGGAAUGUACUGUCGGCGCAGUAGGAACUUGGUUUACUGUCGAGCCCCCGUAGACAGCAGAACUUAUUAUAUCAUUUACUGCCCCCUGCAGGGGAGGAUGUUCCUUGCAGUCCUUUUGAACACAGGAAUUUCAUUGGUGCCUGGAUGUUUUCUCCUUGCCGCCAGUGUUUUGCUUCUUGUGUUCCUCACUGUUUGGGUGACAGUGGCAGCUGUCUCCUGCUCUUUCCUCCUCCUCUUUCAUGAGCACUCGCAGCCAUUCACACCAGCUGCAGUUCCUUUGCCGUUUUGUCUCGUUGUGUGUCGGCGUGAAGCCUGUCGUGGGUGAUGGGGAGCGACGGCUCUCUGGCGGCAUUUUCAGAGUACUGUUCGGUCGGCAGUGUGAACAUCUGACUUGCUUUAUACUGACAGCCCCAUGUAGUCUGUUCGCCAGGUUAGCUUUGUGUUCUGCGACAGCUUGACUUCAGAUACGUGCGGUAAGACCUCUGGAGAAUCACUGCAGCAGGGUUCCCCAGUUCCUGGAGUCCACAAUGCAACAGAGUUUGCAGAUCUUAAUCGGCUACUUAUCAGGUUUAGUAGGUGUGGAACUGGGGAAGCCCGCAGCACAGCUUCAGGGAUUAGCUCCCAAGGUUGAACGUUGCCAACCUUGUAAAUGCUUGGCCGAAGCCUUGUGAUUGGCUGGCUUUCCCGCCGACCAUUGGACAGGAAUUACCGGGGUCAAAGGGCAUCUUUCCGAGAUUAAUUUCUACGCCAUCACCACUUAGUGACUGGAGGAACGUUCAGUCUGUAAACGGUAUACAGUACCGUUUGCGGGUUGAACGACAUUUUGUGAAACACACUUUUAGGUACGUUUUCUCUCAUUUGGUGGGUGUGCCAGAGAUGAUACCCAAUCAGCAGCAGUGUGUAUGAAAACCCUGCCAAGUUAAAAAGACGGUGGCCCGAGGGGGAUGUGGGGGGGGGGCUUUAUACCCAAACUUAAUUCCCUCGUUAUUUCACCUGUCAGAAAUAUGAGAUCAGGACUCUAAAACUCUCAAAGCGUUUCCAUGUUUUACUGUGAAAUGUCGUACAGUACUGACAGUAGCCUGAGGUGGUGGAUCGUUUGCGCUUAUCGAGGUCUGGCUUGAUGUGUGGGAAUGUGUGACGGUACACCUCAGCGUUCUGAACACAAGUUGGCCUGCAGUUUCGGAAAUCCCCACCAGCUGACGUUAACUGUGAAUUUCACUUUCAAAAGAACAAACCAGUGUAAUGAUGUUUGCUAUUGGUUCCAGUGGAGACUGUUUGGUUAAACCCAUACAAGACUGAAGAUUGUGGGGGUGGGGGAAUUGUGCCAAUGAAUAAACACACCAGUAUUUCACAGCCA
Paramormyrops kingsleyae is the source of this 4706-nucleotide messenger RNA. Its product is annotated as diphosphoinositol polyphosphate phosphohydrolase 1-like. Gene Ontology annotation, molecular function: endopolyphosphatase activity; diphosphoinositol-polyphosphate diphosphatase activity; bis(5'-adenosyl)-hexaphosphatase activity. NCBI's taxonomy places the organism in Eukaryota, Metazoa, Chordata, Actinopteri, Osteoglossiformes, Mormyridae. Gene Ontology annotation, cellular component: cytoplasm; nucleus. The record is from RefSeq and is a predicted model, not a curated record. Gene Ontology annotation, biological process: diadenosine hexaphosphate catabolic process; adenosine 5'-(hexahydrogen pentaphosphate) catabolic process; diphosphoinositol polyphosphate metabolic process.